Molecule: messenger RNA, 2211 nt
Organism: Puma concolor (puma)
Lineage: Eukaryota; Metazoa; Chordata; Mammalia; Carnivora; Felidae
Gene: IL17RD
Product: interleukin 17 receptor D
Molecular function (GO): interleukin-17 receptor activity
Source: RefSeq, a predicted model, not a curated record
AUGGCCCCGUGGCUGCAGCUCUGCUCCGUCUUCUUCACGGUCAACGCUUGCCUUAACGGCUCGCAGCUGGCCGUGGCCGCGGGCGGCUCCAGCAGAGCGCGGGGCGCCGACACCUGCGGCUGGAGGGGAGUGGGGCCGGCCAGCAGAAACAGUGGGCUGCACAACAUCACCUUCAGAUAUGACAACUGCACCACUUACUUGAAUCCAGUGGGGAAGCACGUGAUUGCUGAUGCCCAGAACAUCACCAUCAGUCAGUAUGCUUGCCAUGAGCAAGUGGCAGUCACCAUUCUUUGGUCCCCAGGGGCCCUUGGCAUCGAAUUCCUAAAAGGAUUUCGAGUAAUACUGGAGGAGCUGAAGUCAGAGGGAAGACGGUGCCAACAACUGAUUCUAAAGGACCCAAAGCAGCUCAACAGUAGCUUCAAAAGAACUGGAAUGGAAUCUCAACCUUUCCUAAAUAUGAAAUUUGAGACGGAUUACUUUGUGAAGAUCGUCCCUUUUCCUUCCAUUAAAAAUGAAAGCAAUUACCACCCUUUCUUCUUCAGAACCCGCGCCUGCGACCUACUGCUACAGCCGGACAACCUGGCCUGUAAACCCUUCUGGAAGCCUCGGAACCUGAACAUCACCCAGCACGGUUUGGACAUGCAGGUGUCCUUCGACCACGCACCACACACCUUUGGCUUCCGUUUCUUCUAUCUUCAUUAUAAGCUCAAGCAUGAAGGGCCCUUCAAGCGAAAGACCUGUAAACAGGAGCAAAAUACAGAGACAACCAGCUGCCUCCUUCAAAAUGUUUCUCCUGGGGAUUAUAUAAUUGAGCUGGUGGAUGACACUAAUACAACAAGAAAAGUGAUGCAUUAUGCCUUAAAGCCAGCACAUUCCCCGUGGGCGGGGCCCAUUAGGGCUGUUGCCAUCACCGUGCCUCUGGUUGUCAUCUCCGCAUUUGCCACCCUCUUCACCGUGAUGUGCCGCAAGAAGCAACAAGAAAAUAUAUAUUCACAUUUAGAUGAAGAGAGUUCUGAGUCCUCCUCGUACACCACGGCACUCCCCAGAGAGAGGCUCUGGCCUCGGCCGAAGGUUUUCCUCUGCUAUUCCAGUAAAGAUGGCCAGAAUCACAUGAAUGUUGUCCGGUGUUUUGCCUACUUCCUCCAGGACUUCUGCGGCUGUGAGGUGGCUCUGGACUUGUGGGAAGACUUCAGUCUUUGCCGAGAAGGACAGAGAGAAUGGGUCAUCCAGAAGAUCCAUGAGUCCCAGUUCAUCAUCGUGGUGUGUUCCAAAGGCAUGAAGUACUUUGUGGACAAAAAGAACUACAAGCACAAAGGCAGCGGCCGGGGCUCCGGGAAGGGCGAGCUCUUCCUGGUAGCUGUGUCCGCCAUCGCUGAAAAGCUCCGCCAGGCCAAACAGAGCUCCUCAGCCCAGCUCAGCAAGUUCAUCACCGUUUACUUCGACUAUUCCUGCGAGGGAGAUGUUCCCGGCAUCCUGGACCUGAGCACCAAGUACAAACUCAUGGACAACCUUCCCCAGCUCUGUUCCCACCUGCACUCCCGAGACCACGGUCUCCCGGAGCCCGGGCAGUACCCCGGACAGGUGAGCAGAAGGAACUACUUUCGCAGCAAAUCAGGUCGGUCCCUUUACGUCGCCAUUUGCAACAUGCACCAAUUUAUCGAUGAGGAGCCCGACUGGUUUGAGAAGCAAUUCAUUCCCCUACGCCCUACCCCACUUCAGUACCGGGAGCCAGUGCUGGAGAAGUUUGACUCGGGCUUAGUGUUAAAUGAUGUCAUGUGCAAACCAGGCCCUGACAGCGACUUCUGCCUCAAGGCCGAGGCGGUCCCUGGGGUGCAGGCCGACUUGCCCUCGGAGGGCCAGCCCUUGAGCCUGGACCCAGACGUGGAGGCGGGGCCUGGGCCCGGCAGCGGCUCGGUCCUGCGCCCCCUGCUGCACGUGGUGAAAGCCGCCAGCCCCUCGGACAUGCCCCGGGACUCGGGCAUCUACGACUCAUCCGUGCCCUCCUCGGAGCUGUCUCUGCCUCUAAUGGAAGGACUCUCAGCGGAUCAAACAGAAACAUCUUCACUGACGGAGAGCGUGUCCUCCUCCUCCGGCCUGGGUGAGGAGGAUCCUCCCGCCUUCCCUUCUAAGCUCCUCACCUCUGGGGCGUGCCGAGCAGAGCCUGGAUGCUGCAGCUACACUGGUGAACUCCACGCAGUCGCCCCUUUGUAA